AGCGUAAGGUUGCACCUACACAUUCACUUACAAACGCACAUAAAUUUACAUACAAGCGUAUGUGUUUUUGUGAAUGAAUGUUUUUGCAUCUUCUCUGUAACCCGAAUUUACGCACAUUCAUACGCGCGCGCGUUACAUACACACACAGGCACACAUAAAUACACACACAUACACACGCAGGCACACACAAAUAUGAGAAAAAAAGAGAGGCAGAGAUAAACAAUCAAGACAAUAACACAGUGUGUGUGUAGAGAAAGAGAAAGAGAGAGAAAAGUCUUUAUCAAUCAGGAUUUCCAAAGAAUUUGUGUAUGAGAUUGAGGAAAAAAACGAGUUUUCUCCAACUGAAGCAAUGACAUCUUAGCUAAUCUGCAAAAGAGACAGUUGUUUUUUUUGGCCUUCGUGCUAAUAUGGGGAUUCUCAGGGAACUGCUUGAUAGUUGUAAAAAACCAUCCAACUCUGAGGUCUACAGAGAAGCACGUUUGAAUGGCUGGAGUCUCCCACCACAUCCUCUACAGUUUGUGGCAUGGGGAACUUUCAUUUUCCUGGGAAUCUUUUUCUUCACCACAAUGGUUCCAGCUCUAGUUAAAGAGGUACAGCCUUAUAUGUACUGUUCAGUUGGAGUGCUCUUUACUGUCCAUUUUUUCAUCAAUGUUAUCGCCACAUCCAUAAAUCCCGCCGAUGAGAAUGUUUUGAAGCGUCUUCAAGCGGUGCCAAAAUCUUUUGAUCGGAAUCAACAUAAACACGUCAUUGAAAACCAGCAUUGUCAUAUUUGUGAAGUAGAUGUCUGUCACAAGUCCAAACACUGCAGUGAUUGUAAUAAAUGUGUUGCUGAAUUUGAUCAUCAUUGUAUUUGGCUUAAUAACUGUGUUGGAAGAAGAAAUUACAAAUGGUUCUUUAUGACUGUGUGUACAGCCUUAAGUGGUAUACUCAGCAUUUUUGUCAUCAGUCUUCUGGAAUUUAUUUCAUAUUUCCAAGACCAGGAAUCUGGCUAUAUCCUUGAACCAUAUCACAAACCGUUGAAGACCGAAAGUCCAGAAAAUACAGAACCUGUGAGCAGCUCACCUCUGACAGCUACUUCAUUAAUUGCUAUCAUAACCACACCCACCGCAACAGUUCUGCCUGUUGGCAAACCCACUUUCUCCAUCCUCACUUUCUCUGCCCCACAUGAGUACUGGUUAUUUUUGAUGGGAUUCACAGUCUUAUUGACUUUUGUUGCUGCCUUACUACUGACGCAUCUCCUGCUGUUUCAUAUAUACCUAACCUAUAAGAAUCUGACAACAUUUGAAGUCAUUCAGAAAGCAAGGCAGGAAAAAGAAGAAGAAGCUGCAUUAGAAAUGAAGAAAUCUACCGCAGCGAAGACUUCUCCAUUUGGCAAUAUUUCUAAGAAGCUAAAUAAAGUGGUGCCUGUUUCCGGGCGGAAAGGAAUCCGUUCAACUGUUCCUAGGCACCCUGGGGAUGAUGUUUCCGUUGAUAAAUUAUCAUGUAGGGAUAAAGAUUCUAAACAAGUUUCUUCAGCUAGGCUUGACAAAGACCCUGUGAAAAAGAGAAGGAAACGAAAGAAAGAUCGAAAAAUCUCACAUUCAGUAACAGAGCGGGAACUUUUUGCCAUGACUAGAGAUCGAAGAGUUGCUUCUGGUCACAGUCGUUACGAUCUACCUUUGACACCAGUUAUGAUGUUUAGGUCAGUUCCACCCAUACAGAUACCAGCUUCUGGACCAGGAACCAGCUUUCAUUCAGAAUCUGUUGAAUCUCUGCGGGAAAUUCCAACAGACAGGACUUACUCUGCUAUAUCAGCAACACAUAGUUCUCAUUACAGCAGUUCGUUCCCUUCUUCAUAUCAGGGUAGUUUUGGUAGGGUGGAUUCGGAAUCUUCCUUACUCGGACAUGUACGAUCCCAUCGCAAAAAGCGGAAACAACCCCCCACAUCCUUUAUAGUUUAUAGGCCCCAAGAUAUACCCCCUUUGAACUUGUCAACAUUACAAUCUAAUACACAGACUGCUUUAUCGUCAACAGUUUAUCAGCCUUAUAGCAGUAUUCAGCAGACAUCCACAGAUUCUCCCACCUCAUCAAAUUCUGCAAGAACAUCAAUAUAUCGUUAAACUAAGAGUCAGUUAUUUAAUUAAGGUUUAACGGAAAGUUUAUGUAUUGGUAGAAGACCAAACAUCAUUCGGAGACAAGUAUAUAUACCCAUCAUAUUUUACUUCAUUAUUAUUUAUGUAUUACUUUAUUUUUUUAUAUAUAUAGUUUUUUUCUUUUAAAUUCAAAUUCCACUUUGAUUAUUAUUAUAUUAUUAUUAUUAUUAUUAUUAUUAUUAUCAUUAUCAUUAUCAUUAUUAUUAUUAUUAUUAUUAUUUAUUUUUUUUUUAUUCAACUUGAUCGCCAUGUGAAGGUUGGGUGAACAGAAACAAAAAUUACAAUUAAUCAAAGAAUUUUUUUCAAAAAAAAAAAAAUUUAUUUUGAUAAUUUUAUUUCUCAUUUCUUAUUAUAUUUUUUUUAUUCAUUUAUUUUUUUCUUUUGUUUGCUCUUUAUUUGUUGUUUUUUCCCUUGAAUUUUAAUUUAUUAUAUUUGAAUAAUCCGUUCAGGAUUUCAUUUUGACUUGGAAAUUUACCAUUUUCUCCUGAUGCAGUUUCUACCCAAUGCACAAAACUAACACCCCCACUCACUGAAUUCUGCUCCAAAACUGAGUUGGAUUACCAGAAGAAGAAAAAAAGCUAAUUCAAUAUCGUUGUUCUAAACUGAAUUUUAGUGAGAUCUAUCCUAGACAAUUUGUCGAAACAGCUUGGUUGGAACCCAACCAGCUGCAUGCAAAUUAAGGCUGUAGAUUGCACUUCUUUUCCCCUUUCUGGUUCCAAGUCUCAAUGCAGAAUUACAUUCCAGUGUUUGAUAUUCAGUAAACACUUGGACAGCCAUAAGGCCUUCUAUGGCCCUACAUAUUAUCAUGGGUCGAUAGCUUCACUCGCGAUGUUGAAGAAACGUGUCUUUGUUCUACCGCUGCUUUUUAUGGCAGCAUGGCAAAGAUAAGGAGGUACUGAGUGGAGACAUGCACACUGACUCACCUGGCACACAUGUGGUCUGUAGUCUGUGGUCUGUGGUCAUGCUUUACUGAACUGUUGAAACCAACUGAGAGACGUGAUUUGUGGUCAAAUUUUACUGACCGUUUGUACUAGACUGAGAAAUCUGUGGUCUGUGGAUAAAAUUUACUGAUAAUGUGGCUAGUGGCUAAAGCUUACUAGCCUUACCUUAAGGGACCGAGACGCAUGUUGUUUGUGGUCUCAAACUUCAUGGAUGGCUGGACACAGAUUAAAACGCUUGUGGUCGGAAAUAAGGUCUCACUGAGAUUGAAUACGAGUGACCAAAAUGGAAAGAACAGCAUACAACAACAAUACCACUACCACCACCACCAACAACAACAACAAAAAGAUACCAAAAUAAAAAUUAAAAGAAAAAAAAACAUUUUGUUGAUCAGAAAAAAAAAAAAAGAAACACUGGAAAAUUGUAAAAAAAAGUAUAACUGUUUUUUAAUUUUUUUUUUGUUUAUAUAUUUUUUUGCCCCAUUAGUGCCUGCAAUUGAGCUGUCUAUAUGUCAGCUGACCAGGAAUUCCCUUUAAAUUCCAAGACAUCUGCAGUCUGAUACACACAGCACUGCCCCUUCCAUAGUUUGUAUGGUAAUAGUGAGAAUGCCUGCAAUUUCGGAUGUUUUUCCCAGUAUUUAGUGCUUCUCGAGGCCCAUAAGUUAUGUGGUCCCAGCAACUACAUUGCUACAGCAUUUCUUGUAUCACAGCCAGCAAACCCACAUGAAUUAAUAUAUUUCUUUAUUUCUCUCUCUCUCUAUCUGUCUCUUUCACUCUCUCUCGCUCUCUCCUCACUUUCUCAUCUUAUUCAUUCACUUAGCUUGCCAAUCGACACACACACAUACACACACACACACAAACAAAUAUUAAAAACAAUUUCAAAAAAAAAAAAAUGGAAAAUUCUGAUUGGUUUAGCUUCAUACACCCAUGCUUUAGAAUCUAAAACAGUUUUUUUUUUCUUAGAUAACCACCACUUGUUAUUCACUGCUGGCUUACUGGUUAGUUGCAGCCACCUUCUACGCAGUCAGCUCUUGUUGUUCAAUUGCCUUUCGUACAUCGAUCGUCAUCAUCGUCAACCACCGUCAUUGUUGUUGUCGCCGUCAUUGCUGCUGUUGUCAAAAAAAAAAACAUCAUUGUUGUCAACAUCAUGAUAAAGAGCAAUCUCAUCGAUCAUCACCAUCAUAAUCACCAUCAUCAACAUCA
Octopus sinensis (East Asian common octopus) is the source of this 4273-nucleotide messenger RNA. RefSeq names its product palmitoyltransferase ZDHHC11-like. The record is from RefSeq and is a predicted model, not a curated record. The coding region runs from base 408 to 2099 and encodes 563 amino acids. Gene Ontology annotation, molecular function: protein-cysteine S-palmitoyltransferase activity. Gene Ontology annotation, biological process: peptidyl-L-cysteine S-palmitoylation; protein targeting to membrane. Gene Ontology annotation, cellular component: endoplasmic reticulum; Golgi apparatus. The transcript is spliced from 13 exons. Lineage: Eukaryota; Metazoa; Mollusca; Cephalopoda; Octopoda; Octopodidae.